This is a messenger RNA of Penicillium angulare, 2001 nucleotides long. RefSeq names its product CAP-Gly domain containing linker protein BIK1. Bases 1 to 2001 code for a protein of 666 amino acids. The transcript has a single exon. NCBI's taxonomy places the organism in Eukaryota, Fungi, Ascomycota, Eurotiomycetes, Eurotiales, Aspergillaceae. The record is from RefSeq and is a predicted model, not a curated record.
AUGGCGGCCCUCGACGAUGUCCAAGUGGGUGACGUCGUCAAUGUGCCUGGGGGUAUGUUUGGCACUGUGAAAUAUUUGGGGUCCGUGGCAGGGAAGCCCGGUAAAUUUGCGGGCAUCGAGUUGAGCAGCGAGUAUUCUUCACGAGGUAAAAAUAGUGGUGAUGUGGAGGGUCGGAAAUACUUUGCAACAUCGGUUCCAGGUUCUGGAAUCUUUGUACCCAUGAACAAUAGCAAAUAUGUUACUCGUCGAUCUACCUCCAGCAAUUUCGCCGUGCCUACAACUCCUGCGCGUGCCCCGCCUGCCAACUUCAGCAAGUCAGUUGGCCCAAGCCUGUCCACUCCUCGUCCUAAGAUCCGUCGUCCAUCACUUCCUCGUCCCGAAUCACCACGCGUUCCUGCUCCCAAACUGAGCUUAAGUGGUUUGCGCACUCCCUCCGCCGCGUCGAAGACAUCCAAUGGCUACCAACGGAGCCCUACCAAGGCACCUUCGCGACUGUCAGAUCGACCACCGUCCCGACUGAGCGUGGAUGAUGAUGGUGGUUCGUCGUACGGGAGACCUUCCGACUUCCCACGACCUUCGUCCGCCGAGACACAACAGUUGAGGGACCAGGUCAAAGGGCUGGAAAAGCAGUUGCUUGACCGGGACAAGCAAUUGGAAGAACAGUCAAAGAUUUUGGGCGAUUUUCAAAAGGCAAUGGAGGAGAUGGAAGGAUCAGAUGCUCUUUCGAUCCGUGUUCAGCUUCGUGAGAGGAACGAACGCAUUAACCAGUUGACCGCGGAGUUUGAUGGACACCGCGCGGAUUUCCGGAGUACGCUUGAUACAUUGGAGAUUGCUGCGUCUGAAACCGAGCGUGUCUACGAACAGCGUCUUGAUGAGCUCAUGCACCAGAACAAGGAGUUGCAGGACCGCGGCGAGGAUGUCGAGAUUGUUGCCCAGCAAUUGAAGCAAUUGGAGGAGCUGGUCUCUGAACUUGAAGAGGGGCUUGAAGAUGCCCGUCGAGGUGAAGCAGAAGCUAGAGGCGAGGUUGAAUUCCUUCGUGGUGAAGUCGAAAGGACCAAACUAGAACUGAAAAAGGAACGGGAUCAUUCUGCGGCAGCACUGAAGGAUGCACAGGCUGCAGCAGACGGUCCCCGGCAUUCAAAUGAUCUGGAGCAGAAAGACGACGAAAUCCGCGGCCUCAAGGCCAUCAUCCACUCUCUUAGUCGCGGGAACCCCAAUGCUGCGAACCCGAAUGAAAAUGGUGCAGAUGCUCACAAUGAACAAACGGAGCGGAUCUCUGAACUGGAGCAACGUCUACAAGAAGCCGAAGGCAACACUGGGUUUAAAGACACCCGUAUUGAAGAGCUUGAGCGUGAGCUACAAGAGCUACGAGUCAGCUCCAGUGAAGGGGGUCGCAAUCGCAGUUCAACUGUCACCCUUUCCCCGCCAAAGCAGCAUAAGCCAUCGAACUCCCAAGGCAACAUGCCCAUGGGAAACAACGCUAAUAAUUCACACCGUCUCUCUGACCGCACAGUGGUCCCUCCUGAGUGGCACGAUGCUCCUUCAGAACCCCGCCAGCAUAAUCGCGGUAUAUCCAACUCGUCCCAGCCACGACUUGAGCCCAUGCCUGAGUCUGAACGAUCUUCUGAUGAUGAUGCUUUGUGGUGUGAGAUAUGUGAGACUGGUGGCCAUGAUAUUCUCAACUGUACAAGCAUGUUUGGUUCGGGUGAUCACACCGCCAAUCCAAAAGCAACAGAGGCCUCGAACGAUAGCUCAGCUAAUAAGCCCGAUGAUCAUGCCGAUUCGAACCAAAAUGGAAGCAACGAGAGCUACGCAGACCCCUCUCCAUCCCCUAAGACUGGUCGGGAUGUUGUCCUUGAGGGACUGAAAGGCAUUGGCGGCCUAGGGAACUCUAUGGCCCCUGUGGCUGGCAUGUCCUCUGGAGUCAUUGACGAGUCCAAGUGGUGUGCUCUCUGUGAGCGAGAUGGCCAUGAGAGUAUCGAUUGUCCAUUUGAUGAAUAA